Messenger RNA from Lytechinus variegatus (green sea urchin), 2448 nucleotides. RefSeq names its product protein MTO1 homolog, mitochondrial-like (gene mto1). Gene Ontology annotation, biological process: tRNA wobble uridine modification; tRNA methylation. The transcript has 17 exons. The record is from RefSeq and is a predicted model, not a curated record. NCBI's taxonomy places the organism in Eukaryota, Metazoa, Echinodermata, Echinoidea, Temnopleuroida, Toxopneustidae. Gene Ontology annotation, cellular component: cytosol. Gene Ontology annotation, molecular function: flavin adenine dinucleotide binding. Bases 171 to 2213 code for a protein of 680 amino acids.
UAUAGACUAUAUAUAAGCUGUGCUAUAAAGAUUCUGCUAAAAUUUUAUACCGGUAGCCACACAUUAUGUGCAUGCAAUUAAUUCGAGCAAGCGGAGUAAUAAAACCUUGAAAAGCUAACAAACAAUCAAUCAGCCAUCCAUUCAGCCUAGUUUGUUGAGUCUACUGCAAGAUGUUUGCUCAAAGAUCUGCGUGGCUUGGAAUGAGAGCAAGAAGUCGACAAAUCCUUGCCCGCCAUCUAAGAAACAGAUCUGAAUUUACUACACCAACUGGAGGAAAUGAGAGAUAUGAUGUGAUAGUUGUAGGAGGAGGUCAUGCUGGAUGUGAAGCAGCUGGUGCAGCAGCUCGUAUGGGAGCUCAAACAUUACUCUUGACUCAUAAGAUUGAAACUAUAGGUGUAAUGUCAUGUAACCCAUCAUUUGGAGGCAUUGGAAAAGGUCAUCUUAUGAGAGAAGUUGAUGCUUUGGAUGGAAUCUGUGCUAGACUUUGUGAUAAAGCUGGCAUCCAAUACAAAGUUUUGAAUAGACGGAAAGGACCUGCAGUCUGGGGACUUCGGGCCCAGAUUGACAGGGAUCAGUACCAAAGCUAUAUGCAAGAUGAAAUACUUCAUACACCAAACCUGACUGUCAGGGCUGCUCCAGUAGAAGAUCUUAUCAUUACAGAGGAGGAGGUUGGUGAGAUGGAUGGUUGUCAUGGUGAUAAGCCAGUCUGUUCAGGAGUGGUGUUGGAGAACGGUGAGACUAUUUACAGCAGUGCAGUCGUCAUAACUACAGGAACCUUCUUAAGAGGAGAGAUCCAUCUUGGUUUAGAUAGGAGACCUGCUGGGAGAAUAGGAGAUGAACCUUCAGUAGGUCUGGCUAAGACAAUUGAAGAUGCUGGAUUUACUCUGGGUAGAUUAAAAACAGGGACCCCUCCUCGUUUGGAUGGUAAGACUAUAGACUACAGUGACCUAAUAGCAAACUAUGGAGAUGUCCCUCCUGUACCGUUCUCCUUCAUGACUGACACGGUUGCUAUAAAGCCUGAAGAUCAGGUGAUCUGUCACCUGACUCAUUCUAACCCGACAGUGCAUCGCUUAUGUAUUGACAACCAACAUCUCAAUGUUCAUGUCAAGGAAGAGGCUAAUGGACCAAGAUAUUGCCCUUCAAUUGAGUCUAAAUGUCUUAGGUUUGGUGAUAGAUCACAUCAGAUCUGGUUAGAGCCUGAAGGUCUGAAUACAGACAUUGUGUACAUGCAGGGGUUUUCUGUGACUCUUCCACCUAACCUACAAGAGAAGUGUAUUCAUAGUAUCAAGGGUUUAGAGAAUGCCAUAAUGACUAAACCAGGUUAUGGUGUUGAGUAUGACUAUGUAGACCCAAGAGAAAUCAAGCCAUCACUGGAAACACUCAAGAUACCGAGGCUGUUCUUUGCUGGUCAGAUCAAUGGUACAACAGGAUAUGAAGAAGCAGCAGCACAGGGUAUCAUUGCUGGGAUCAAUGCAGUUCUUAAAGCUAGAAGACAACCUCCUUUUAUAAUUAGCAGAACAGAGGGCUACAUCGGUGUCUUGAUUGAUGAUCUGACGACUAGAGGCACUUCUGAACCCUACCGCAUGUUUACCAGUCGCACUGAGUUCCGUAUGACCCUCCGACCUGAUAAUGCAGACCUCAGACUUACGCACAAAGGUUUUGCGGCUGGAUGUGUAUCGCAAGACAGGUUUGAACGUGCAAUGGAGACAAGAAGAGAUCUUGAAGAGAGCAAAGAACUUCUAAGGUCAAUCAAGCUGCACAAACAUGAAUGGCGAAGACAUCUUAAGAACCAUGGUUUUCAAGCUGUGUUUGGAAGCAGUAUGUCACCAGACAAGAUGAGUGCAAUGGAUAUACUACAAUUCCCUGGUAUAGCAGUCAAUCAUCUUACCUCGGCCUUACCCACAGAGGGUCUUGCUUUUCUUGAGGACUACAAACUAGCUGAAAGAUUGAAAAUUGAAGGUAUUUAUGCUCCUCUUCUUCCACAACAAGAGGCAGCCAUAGCUGAAGUACAGGCGGAUGAAGGAUUAGAACUACCUGAAGAUCUUGAUUAUAACAGCAUAAAACUUUCUACUGAAGCUAUUUACAAACUCACCCAAGCAAGACCAACAACCAUUGGUGCUGCUAGUCGACUAGAGGGUGUUACCCCCGCAGCUGUUCUACGUUUGCUCUAUCAUGUCAAGAGACAACACCAGAGCAGGAUGUCACAGUCAUGACAGUAACAGUGAUAAUCUUCUUCUCGGGUCACAGUGUCUUUGAACGCUUCACCAACAACAUCAGAGAAGGAUGUCACAUUCCAACUCAUGACAGUAGCAGUGCUGAUUUUCUCGGCUCAGAAUGUCUUUGAAAGCCUUACCAAUAACAUCAGAGAAGGAUGUCACACUCCACCUCAUGACAGUGGCAUUGGUAGUCAGGUCACAACACGAGAGCAGGAUGUCAAAUUACCUCAUG